CCGACUAGUACCAGUAAGAUCACGAUGAACGAACGAAUCAUCUGCCUUGGCUGCUUCUCCAAGUAAAAAACCAUAAGCCCUCCUUAAAUCCCUAGCGUCUAAACCCCAGAAGCAGUGCAAUCUGAUAACCUGAUUUUGCGGAUCCUUGAUCGGAGAAUGGGUUUGACGAAUUUCAUAUUGACGGUGGCCGGAGUAGGCGCCGUCGUGAUGCUAUUGAGGAGCGACGUCAAGCAAUCUGCCACCGUCUUCAAGCGCAACGUCAAGCACAUCCGCCACUGGCUCGAAGAAGAAACUUCCGCCGCCUCCAAGGCAGCGCAGUCCAUAAAACCAAAGGAGAUUGAAACAAAGGUUCCGGGGAAGGACAUUCCAAAAGAGAAGGAUUAACACGAAGGGUCUUUGUUGGACUUGGCUUUAUGCAACACCAUUGUCUACUACUUAGCUGUGAAUUUUGGUUUUAUCUUUAAAGGUUUUUGUUUUCUGUCAUAAGUCUCACCUCUUGACGUUUGAGCAUUCUUGGAAGUGAAACAUAAUAAUAGCAUAGGAUCUUCUUUUGUAAUGACAUCGUUUUCCCAAGAGAUUGUUCUAAAUAUCUGAUAUUUUUAAUUGAACUACUCAUUUUGCAGCAGUUAUUGUAUUUGUUUUCUGUGACA
This is a messenger RNA of Eutrema salsugineum, 650 nucleotides long. RefSeq lists its product as uncharacterized. The coding region runs from base 157 to 384 and encodes 75 amino acids. NCBI's taxonomy places the organism in Eukaryota, Viridiplantae, Streptophyta, Magnoliopsida, Brassicales, Brassicaceae. The transcript has 2 exons. The record is from RefSeq and is a predicted model, not a curated record.